Microplitis demolitor is the source of this 900-nucleotide messenger RNA. RefSeq lists its product as uncharacterized. Bases 55 to 651 code for a protein of 198 amino acids. The transcript has 5 exons. Lineage: Eukaryota; Metazoa; Arthropoda; Insecta; Hymenoptera; Braconidae. The record is from RefSeq and is a predicted model, not a curated record.
UUAUUAUUCUUAUUAUUAUAAAUUUUUUAGGGAUACACGGCGUUACACAUCGCGAUGCAGUUUGAUCACGAGAACAUCUUCAACCUCCUUGUCCAGGUGUACGGUGCAAAUCAAGAAAUUCGCGACCACAGUGGCAAAAAAGCCAGACAAUAUUUGGCGGCACAAGAAGCCGCAGUCAGUCAAGAUACCUUUCGAAAAAUAAAAGCAAGGAAAAAGCACACAGAGAAAGAUCUUGGUUUCCUGCGAAUUGGCUCCCUGAACGUCCGCGUGAAACGUACGACGGAGGCAUUCAGCCAAUUCUUGGGUGUAGCAACUAGUACCAACAACGAAAAAAUUCACAAAACUUGGGGCUCUGCUGACAACAUCCAGGAGCACAAGAUGAUGCCGCCGCCCAAGUACGCGCCGAUAAAGAAGCGCAAGAGCAGACGCGCCCAAGAUUUCACGUCCCGUCAUCAAGCCAUAAGCCAGCCGAGUACCCCGUUACCACAGAACAAGGGUGUCGUCGCCAACAAAAGCCCUAAACUUAAAAAUAAACGGCCGUCUUCCACAACCGCAGUUACUCAAACAACAGCACCUGCAAUAACGCAAGACUCCGAUUCUGAUGGCGCAUGUGGGUUCGAUUCUGCUUGGCGUGGAUCCGCCCAAUUAUGAAAAUAUUUAUAUCUAUUUUAUUUAUUUAUUAAUAUUGUUGUCAAUUUUUUUAUUUAUGACAACUUGAAUCCUUCCACUCAUAUGAGAUUAUUAAUAAUUACUAUUAACCAAAAUAUGGAGAUAUUGUAGUUUGAAUUCUAGAUUAUCCAAUUUGUAGAUGUAAAAAUUUUUAGGGCAAUUCUGUCUAUUAAUAGAAUCAAGUAAAUAAAAUUUUAUAUGAAGCAAAUAAAUAAAUACAAAAUCAUCAUA